This is a messenger RNA of Sporisorium graminicola, 339 nucleotides long. RefSeq lists its product as uncharacterized. NCBI's taxonomy places the organism in Eukaryota, Fungi, Basidiomycota, Ustilaginomycetes, Ustilaginales, Ustilaginaceae. The transcript has a single exon. The coding region runs from base 1 to 339 and encodes 112 amino acids. The record is from RefSeq and is a predicted model, not a curated record.
AUGAUCACAGACCUGGUCCUGCUGCUGUUCCUGUUCGGCCUGCUGUUUGCCAUCCUCAAGCUCGUAGCGUUCGCCCAACCACCCACCCCGUCCUCCUCGUCUUCGGCUUCCGCAAACCCCGCCGCCCCGUCCACCACCACCCGCACCCGCCCCGCAGCACCAACAGCAGCAGGCGGAUCCACCGUCGACUGGCACACCGGCCAGCUCAAUCUCAAGACCAACCUGCGCCCCGUCACCCAGCAGGACCUCCUGGACAAAGCCGCCGCCGCAGGCGCCGACGGCGGCCGCUUCGUCUCCAACCACGCAGAAAGCUUCAGCUUCGGCAAAAAAGACUCCUGA